AAUAACAAAUGCAUUUUUAACUAAAGAUUAAGAAAUGUUCAAGCUAACCCGACAGGCUCCGGUAAAUAAAUGGAAAAUAAAAGCCGGUGGAUUUGAGUUGAUCAAGUGUCGUCUUUUAUGUUAAGUACAGGCAAGCUUCAUCACACAAGAACUUGCAACAUGCAGUGCAAGGUAGACACACCGAUGAAGAAUCCUCCAAAGGCCUUUAACUUUCUGGUGGCCACCAUCCUCCUGAUCUUCAUAAUUGGACUCAUCUUCAUCAUCAUGGCAUUGGUACUGCCUGACCUGCAGAAAACUCCAGAACCUAUGAACAACUGGGACGAUGCAGGACCAAUAGACAGCGAGGUACUCAUGCAGAAUCUGACAGGCCGUGCGGACAACCUGGAUGAUGUAGAAGCAAACAUCAAUAAGACACUGACAAGUGUGAACAACCUGGAUGACGUACAAGCAAACAUCACGAACGUACAAGCAAGCAUCACGAAGAAUGUGACAGACGAUGUGAAGGAGAUGGCCGAGGAUGCUGUUGAGGCUCGUCCGCACAACGCAAGUUGCCCUCCGACAUGGCAAAAACAUGGCAACAGAUGUUUCCUGUAUGUUAGAGAAGAGAAGAAAUGGAAUGAUGCUGAGGAGUACUGCGUAGCCAGGGGUGGACACUUGGCCUCAGUUCACAACCAAACCACGUAUGACUUCAUCGGGGGAUUGUCUCGACAUUUUCUUUGGCUUGGGGGCUACAGGGCUGUUAACGAGGAUGGCCGGUGGAAAUGGACAGAUGGUUCCAAGUUUGAGAGCAAGAAUGCUGGAUAUGAACACUACAGGACCACAAAUUUGUCUGUCCAAGAGUGUCUGGAAAUGUGGUAUCGCUUUGGGAUCAAGACUUGCUUUUGCAACUUGGAACAUAGAUUUAUUUGUCAGAAGUGAUGAAGACCGUCUCUUGCUGUGUGAUCCUUCAAAGACACCAGUGCUGAAAGAUCACCACUCCGUGUUCAAUUCAGUUACUUUAAUGAAUCCUAAUCAUAAUCAGUGUGCGCAUUAUCCCAAACAAACUGCAAGACUGGAGAUAAAACAUCAAUUUGCAAACUAAAGCUAGUGCUACAGGUAGUUGCAGUUCAGGGGCUAACACAAACGAUCACGCAGAAAAUGAAUCAAUCCAAAUCAAAACAGUUAUUGAAAUUCACUCAUUUUCCAGCAGCUAAAAUGAUGCACAAAGCAAAUAAGAAGCUGCUGCCCACCCAACAAUGGACCACCAUUUUUCUCAACAACAGAGGACAAAUGCAAACAAGACUAACAAGACAUUCCAAGACAACUAAUUUGUAAUCUAAUGGGAAAAAAUAAGUUUACAAGAUUACAAAACGAUACGUACAAGUUAUGAAUGAGGUCAAAAUAUUAUGGAAUAAAGAUAAAAUUAUGAGAAGACAAUUUUCAAGAAGUUGAAAUAGUUGGAAGAAAUGGAAAAAAACAGCUCACUUUAUGAGAAUAAAGUCAAAAUAUCGAGAGAAAAAACAAUUGAAUUCAAACAAGAGAAGUCGCAAUUUUAUGAUGUAGCGAUGAAAUUUUAUUUUUUGAUGUCUUUAAAAACUAGUUUGUUUUCCUGUUUACGUUUCACAUCUAACCAUCUAAAAAGGGCCUGUUUGCAACAGUUAGAUGGCUGCCUAGAAGGCGUUUUGGAACCACUAUGCUAACAUGCUAGUUGCUGGUGAUGUUCUUAGAUUUGUUGGUUAACCUUGAGAGUUGCGAACAGUCCCUGGAAGUAUUUGUUGUUUGUUACACUGUUGGCUUAUUUAAGUAGGUGUCACCAUACAAGAUAUUGGCUUCAUGAGGAAUAGAUGAUAUUUUAACAUUACUCAGACCACUUAUUUUAACUUACACUGAACACUUUAUUUAACUGAGUCAUAGUGGAGUGACGCUGGAAAUGCCGAGUGCAGGUUGGAUUGCAAGGUUUCUAGUGUGUGUAAAGCAUUUAAUGUACGCUUCCAAUCCUGCCUGGCCCACUGCCACGUCCAUAUUAUACGUAUUACGAUUCACAGUAGCAAUGCCAAACUGCAGUCUGAUUGGCUUCUGGCUGCCCUGCUCCUGCCAGACAGUUGGUGACACCCCAUGAUGUGUUUGUCAUAAUAGAGCAUUUCACAUGUGAUUCCAAGAUGUGCUGCUGGA
Messenger RNA from Dunckerocampus dactyliophorus (ringed pipefish), 2151 nucleotides. RefSeq names its product C-type lectin domain family 10 member A-like. The transcript has 8 exons. The coding region runs from base 118 to 918 and encodes 266 amino acids. The record is from RefSeq and is a predicted model, not a curated record. Lineage: Eukaryota; Metazoa; Chordata; Actinopteri; Syngnathiformes; Syngnathidae.